This is a messenger RNA of Caenorhabditis sp. 36 PRJEB53466, 4525 nucleotides long. The record is from the annotation of a GenBank genome assembly. Lineage: Eukaryota; Metazoa; Nematoda; Chromadorea; Rhabditida; Rhabditidae.
AUGGCCGGGCCGGAAUGGAUAAGCCAACUCAGUGCGGGUACGAUUCACUGCACAGACAGGACCACGCAUGUUAUUUUUUGCAGGAGUCUUCGAUUUGAACAUAAUUGGACAAACAGGCGAAGCCAACCGCGGUUCCUUCAAAUUUGAUGCUUUUCUGGAAGCGACGCCCGAUUGGGGUGACCCAGAACCCAGAAAAAGUGGGAAAACCGUUUAGAUAAUCCAAACACAACGAAUUCAGAGCACAAAUACGACGUUUCGCCGUUUAUCGAACGCAACGAGUUAGGCGUUAAACUGGCACAGUUUUCCAUAAAGUUGCUAAACAAAUCGGUUAUUUGUAAAAUGCUUUGAAGAAUUUUAGCAGUUUUCUAACGGACUGGACCGGAAAAAAGUUGGAGCACAUUGUCAAGGAGUAUCUGUUGCAUGACGGCAUCAGACACAUGCUGUGCUUCGUUUCAAUUCCAGUCCCUAUUGAUUACUGCUGUCAAGGAUUGAUAGAACUGGUGCAAGCGUCUCAAAACCGACCAAAAGUCUGAAAUUACUAAGCAUACGACAAAACCGUAAUUCUCUGUCUAUUCAGAAAUGUUUUCCUAUGAUCAUCGUCGUCACGGCGGGAAGGGCUGAAGCAUCCGAUGCAUACAACAGUUUGAUAAGUAAGAAAGCAACAUUUUCUCAGAAAAGUUCGAUGCGUAAAGUGUAUAUUCACAGAAAGGCGUAAGUGGUGUAAAAUCCGAGAUCUCGGACGUCCGUGGAAUGCACCGCCUCUUCGACGUCUUCAGGAUAAACAUGAGAAACGACCGAAACUCGAUAUAGUCGUCGGAUCGGCCAAAGAUGUUCUGAAGUUUGUUAAAGACACGAACGAUGAGUUAGAGAUGGCGGAUCUGAGGCUCUCCGUCCGACACAUUGUCAUAUCGGGCGUUGAGAAUAUGCCGGUGGAACCGAUAUUCAUGGAUACGUGUGCCGCAAUCGCGAGAUACUUUGCUCAUUCUCCGACCACUUAUCUCUUUCUUUUUGAUUUUGUCGACGCUCCGAGCACUCUUCUGGAGGGCAAGAAGGCGUGCGAAAGCAUUAUUGGGGGCGGAGACAACCUGUUCGUGGAGGUCGAACAAAUUAAGUCAGUUGCUCAGAACAGUUUCAAAUACCUUUAAAACUGCUUUUUCAGUCUUCUAAAGAUUUUCAAAGAGAUAAAGUUGUUGUUAGUGGUGCCGACAGAAGAGUUUGUGAACCGAAUGGCGGCCGAGAAACUUGAGAACGGGGUCGAAAUGGACGAAAAGACUUUCGAGCUCGCGAAGGUAAGAUUUCAGUUUUUAAUCUACAAUUUCACAACAAUUUCAGCUUUUAAUGACACCAAAAGCACAAAAAUUGCAACUUUGUGUCAACACCAUUUCAAAUCUGCGCAACAUGAGACUCGGUGAAAAUCAGCGAUAUCACUGUAUGUUUUUAAAUUUAAAAAUGUUCAUCGGACACUAAGACGCUUCCUAUUUUUCCAGCGGAACGCAAGGAACGCAUUCUUGUCGUCACGAAGAACAAAAUGCAAUGCAUUUUCGUGAUGACGUACUUGAGAAACCGGCAGAAUGUUGGAGAGCCGACGAGCUCUUACUUGGUGGAUAAAAUUAUAGAGUAAGCAACUUUUCGUGGCAAUUUUUUUUGUAAAAACUAUGUGUGCAGAGGUGACACUAACGAAGUUGCGGAAAUGAAGAACUACGAGUUUCGAUACGGACAAGUGGAAGUUCUGGUGAUCGAUUGGCGCUCGAUCCAGUCUGUGCACCGAGGAACCGUCGACUCGGUCAUCUUCUAUGAUCCGCCCGAGCGCCAGUAUUUCCAAACGAUGAUGGAAAUUGAGCUGGAGAACCUGACAUCGAGGGCCGCCGUCCAAAUUAAAGUGUACAUACUGUUUGACGAAAAAGCCGAUUUACAAUAUUUGGGACAAUAUUACAAGGUUUAAGGUUGAGCAAUCUCAUCUCAUCUGUUUGUUUUUCAGUUGCUCGACAAAUUUCACAAAGAUCUGCCUCAAUGGUUUCCAGUCCUUUACGAGAAAUUUCGAGCCGAUUGGUACCAGAAAAAAGAGGAAAGAGAAGCGCUGGCCGCGUCUGCUGCUCAGUCAUAACCAUGUUUUAACUGCAUUUUAUGUACGAAUUAUUUACUUUUCUCGGUCCUUCCAUUUUUUCUCCCGUUUGUCAUAUGAUUUGCUACUAAUUUCCGGUUAGUUUCUUUCCACAUAAAUGCAAUGCUUUUUUCCUAACAAUAUUUGUGUGCAUGUUGAUUUUUCGGAUAUUUUUCCAUUAAUCCCAUAUCGAUUCGUGCACGGUCUCCCUCACUUGCAACAGGCGGGCUGUGUCGAUUUACGCGGCGGCCGAUUAUUUAAUUUUCAACGGGUGUUCGCGUUCUUUCCAUGUCUUCUGUACAAUACACCUAUUUUUGUACGCCUGAAACCUAGAUUCGAAUAAUUAGAGCACUAGUAUUGAAGGUUUUGGCCUGGAUUUUGAUGUUUUUCAAAUAGUUUUCGAAAACUGCUCAAGAAAACUAACCGCCGGAACCUGAAUUUUGUGAAGAAAGAUUCAGCGAACAUUUUUAUCGUUCGUUGGGCUCAUGAAAUGCAAAAUGAGCUGAAAUAUAAAGUUUUGAAGUUUUGACGAAAUGCGAUAAAGACGCUAAAAACAUGAGAAACUCUAAAUUCUGAAGAACGGGUUCCAAUCAGUAAAAUAUUGUUUUCUAGACGUUUUUCAAGUCAAAAAGAAGGAAGUAAUGGUCGUAAACUCGAAUUGAACUGCAUUUUUAGACCUGCAAAUUUUCAAAAGUUACAACGACACUCCACAAUUUACGAGCGCGCUGUGUUUAGCAUUAGAACCCUUGAAGCUCAGCGAUUUGAAGUGAGGAAACAGCGGCGGAAAGCGAGUCGAACCCACUUACAACCGUGUUUCGCCACAGCGCCGCCGCUGCUUCGCCACAGUGCCGCCGCUGUUUCGCCAGAACUCCGCCAGAACAGUGCGUCGUUUUCCGUUGCAACGGCAAUCCGCCACCGUUUCGCCAAAGCUGCUGCCGCAGUGGUCUCGCCACGAUUUGAGUUUGGCGAAACAGCGUUCCGCCGCAGUUUCCUCAAAACGCCUCUUCCGCCGCUGUUUCCUCACUUCAAAUCCCUGAGAGACCGUGAUCGUGUUAAAAUUUAUGCCAAUUGGCCAUAUGACGUCAUCGUUUCCGCGCGGUGUCCGCAGACUAGGAAUAUGUUUUCUUAUUUCCAGAGAAAUGGCAUCGGAGCGAAAAGCGACAAUGUACGGACAUCUGGUGCCGAACAGCGCUGAAAGAUGCGAGGAGAACGCGGAAAACGUGUUCGAGAUCGCACCGAAAGUCGAUAUUCUUGUUAGACUGAUCACGAACAGCACGGGUAAGAGAAGAAGAACAAUUCUGAAAAUAGAGAAGAGCAUAACGAAUUAGGUCCGAUUCUGGUGCUGUUCGGGAAUGCGAAAACGUGCAGACUCGUAUCGCUUGAAGUGCAAACGUCUGGAAUCGAAACCAAGAUUCUAACGAACGACAUGCUCGACGACGUUGACGUGGAGAAGCUGAAGACACAGAUUAUGAAUGCAUCAGGAGCCGGAAGAUUCGCAAUGCUGACUAAUAUCCACGCUUUUGAGAAGAUCCAGUUGCCGCUUUUCAAGCAGGUUUGUUCAGACGCUAAAAUUCGGCUGCAACUAUAAAAAAAUCAAUUUUCAGUACAUAAUCUUCGAUUUGCCAGACAAAGUGGUUUGGUUCCCGAAAACGCUAAAAUCCAUUGAAAAGUUGGCCCGUGCGGAGCAGUGCACCGUCCGAAUCGACACGAUUAUCACCAAAAUGACUCCGCUGAUCAACAUAAAAGCCCAACUGGUGGAGAUGAGCAAACGGGGGUGCAGCCUGCCGGAAAGUCUGAUUCAGCUGAUGAGCUGCAAACAGUGCGUGCAUCAUUCGAUUCUCCUUUGAAUUACAUCUGCAUUUCAGACGACAGCACGACCAGCUCAAAGAAAAAGAAAUCGAUGCAUCGACUGAGACAAAGGAGAAAAAGAGCGAAGAUGUGGUUCCUCUGAAGUAAGUUCAUUGAGCUCAAAAGCCUUGGCCAAAUUCACUUUUUUACAGGCAACCGGUAAAAACAUCCAAGGCUACUGUAAAACAAAUCGAUGCAUCACUUGCCGAACUAGCCAUCAAAGAGACGAACGCCAUUCAUGUCCCUAUUGUGCAUCCGUCUCCGUCUUCCGUUCCAUCCUCAUCCACCAACUCUUCGUCGACCCCAUCUUCUUCCAAUUCUUCGGAUUCGACGACAGCUCCGUCGCGCAAAGCUCCGGAGCCGGUCAAACAGAAUAAUUCUUCCGACUCAUAUUAUUUGAAGCCCCUGGGGAACGGGAUGUUCUUGAUUCCGAAACCGAUGUACGCUUGUGAUUCGGACGAAGAAGAAGAACGCUGGGCGGCGAUGGAGGCGGAGGAGAGUGCCAAAGAGGAUGCCGGACAGAUGGAUGAUUCGUAUGCCUAUGAUUCGUCGGAAGAAUACAUGUUUGAAUACUAA